AGCCAAUCGGAAGACGCGCUUUGGUUUGUUGUUGGUAAUGAUGACAUGAAAAUAUUUGUUGUUACUGGAAGGAGAGCGUGUGAAGGAAGGGCCUGACAGGGACACUCGCCUUAAACGAAACAUCAUAAAACAUUAUACCGGUCGAUCUCAAGGAGAUUUCCGUUCACGGGAGUCGCGGAGGAGCGAAUUGCGGCGAUGUCGGUGAACAUGGACGAACUGAGACAUCAAGUGAUGAUUAACCAGUUUGUUUUGACUGCGGGCUGUGCGGCAGAUCAGGCGAAGCAGCUUCUGCAGGCGGCGCACUGGCAGUUCGAGACGGCCCUGAGCUCCUUUUUCCAAGAGGCAAAUAUCCCCAGUCACCACCACCAGAUGAUGUGUACUCCACGCAACACUCCGGCCACGCCACCCAACUUCCCCGAUGCCAUCACCAUGUUCUCGAAGCUGCGGGCGUCUGAAUGCACAGGCGGCAAUGGCAGCGGAUCCUCUGCCCAGGUGUCCAUGGCGUGCUCUCCGCCUCCUCACUCCCCCGCUCAGGGAUUUGGUUCUUUCUGGGCGGCGUCGCCCCCCAGCCACCAGCCCGUCUGGCUACCCCCGUCCUCACCCACAGGCCACCACACACUCCAUCACCACCACCAUCACAUGCACCAGCUGCCCACGUGGCCGCCCGUCUCCCAGCCCGCCAACGGGCAGCAAACACCCGUCAUUUCAGCUCUGCAUGGCCAGAGAUGAGACUCUGAGGUUAGGGGUGAACCAGGGAGGGCCGGAAGUGUAAAUUGGGGCGUUGAUACACAGUUUAACGGGGCGGGACGUGAUCUUGGGAAUUGAAAGACUGUGGAUAGCCAAGGGGAAAGACAUGGUACUCUUUCUUUCUAUUUUCUAAAAGAAAAUGAACAAUCGCUCUUGUUUUGGAGAUCUUGAUUUGUUCUUUUUAUCUAUUGUCAAUUUAAGUUCUGUCCAAGCCUGGGAAGAACCACUAUUAUAAAAAAAAAAGAUAUAAAGAGGUGGCGCAGCUUCAGAGACCCAAUCUCUGAAGCCCAAUCUCGUUUUCUGCUUACAGCAGAAGAAAAGACACGGAGCCAGCUGUGCACGGACAGGAAGAUUUUAUGAGAGUUUGUACGCGUGUAAGUGUGAGAUUGGACUGGUCUUCUGUUCUUCUGUACUCUGACUGUAUCCUCUAUAGUGCUGUGUCAGCAAAAAAAACACUCGCAAUAAACGUCUGACAAACGAGAAGACUGAAUCUCAUAUCAUGGUGGUCAUGUUUUCCAUCCCAGAAUGCAUCAGAAGGACAUUUCUGUAGAGAUAUUGUCGAUUGAAUUCUUAAUGAGACUAUUAUAUGAUGAUACAUCACAUCAUAUAUUUGUUAAAGACGCACAUUUUCAAUGGGUGCAUGGCCUCAGACAAUAAAAAUCAAGUGGAUUUUUUUGGUCAAGAUAUAAGUGGAAAAGUUAUAAAAAUGAGUGAAUGUGAAGAGUUUGCAAUAAUUCUGGGGAGAAUUUAUUCAAAUGAGCCCAGCCAUCACAACACUGUCUAUUUAAUUUGGUUAUUUAGUAUGAAUGCAAAGUUUUUUUUUGUUUUUUUGCUUGAUAUAUCCCCAACUUUUAGCAUGUACGCAGUAAAAUCAGGAAUGCUUUUUAUGUUUAAACUUUGUAUUUCUCCACAACAAUUUGCGAGCCUAGAGUCAAGAUUGAACACUGCAAAAUAAAAAUCUUUCUUAAUCAGUAUUUUAUUCAGAAACAGUAUGUUAGUCUUGUUUUCUAGUAAUUAUACUAACUACAAAUACUUAAAAUACUUUUACUAGCAAAUUUGUGUAAGGUAAGACUUGCAUCUUUAGAAUAAGAACGCAUUAUUCAUCUUUAGGUAAGAAUACAUCUUUCAGAGAAAAUUUCUGCCCCCAUUUCCUUGGUUUAGCAUGAAACCACACACAUUUUGUUAGAUUUAUGCUUGGAAUAAGAAAGAAAACCCAUUUCUAGUGGGUUAAGAAAAAUAAACUUGAAAAAAAAUCUGAGAUAUGUUCUCUGAAAACAAGUUUUGAUACCUCAUCCAAUUUUGCAUUUUAAGUAAAUUUUGUUUUAAGGAAGUUGAGGUAUUUUUAUUGAAAAAUAAAGCAAAAAUACUGAUUAAGAUAUAUAUAUAUAUAUUUUUUUUAAAUUUUUUUUUUUGCAGUGAUUUAAGUGUUGUUUUUUGACCCUAGAAAACUAAAUAUACUAGUGCAAUCUUGUUUAAAUUGUAAAGCUAAUGAAAGGUCUAAAGUUUGGAGGUCACAAGCUCUAUGUAUCCACACAACCGGCAGAGUAAAGCUCAGCUCCACCUACCUCUGCUCCAGCCGUGGCCUGAUCGUACCUCUCAACGGCUGAAUGAGCUCUCUGUGUGAGCUGCAGCGAUGGAGGGCUCAAAUACCUCAUGAUCAUUGCUGAAUGAGGUGUCUGAAACUGAUCAGACUUGGCUCAGACAUCUCAGGUGGAAGAGAACUGAUCUAGUAUCAUUUAUUGGCAUUUGUGUCCUACUGAUUGCAAUGUAAAGCGGGAAGGCCGACCCCAGAUCAGAACAUUGAUUGCCAGUGGGAGUUUGAUGACAUGUUUCUUGUUUUAUUUUUGCAUGAUGUCACCUUUCCUUUCAUAAGUUCAUUAAAGACAAUCAAUGUUGCGGUCAUUCAGAUUAGUUGUGGUUCAGAAUGGACCUUAGUCAGGGUGGACCAUGUUUGAUUUGAAGCAAAUGAAAAUGAGGCUGUGAGGAAUAAAUGUACAGCCUGUUCAAUAUGUUGUACUGUUGUGUACCUUGGUGUUGGUUAUUAAGACCGUAAACCAUUUAAAAUGUGUCCAAAAAAUUCCAGUGGACAAAACUCAAAUGAAACAUGAUUUAAAAAAAAACGUUUUUUUUUUUUGUUUUUGUUUUUGUUUUUUUUUGGACAUGAAACCCAUUAGCCCUCGUUCGCGUAACAUGAGUAAAAGUGUAAAAUUUGCACAAAUGCAUUUCAUGAAUAAGGCCUGUUGUUCGUAACAACCGUUGAUAAAAACAUUCUUGCAUAAAUUGGCACAUUGAGCUACUACACUUGCAAAACAAAUUUGUGUACAUUUUUCGUAAAUCUAUUCUUGGGGAUUCGCUUUACACAAAUUCGUUUUCUUUUUGUUUCAUGAGUGUGGCCUAUUGUUUGUAACAACCAAUCAUAAAGCCUUUCUUUAAAAAAUUGCCAGAUUGAAUAUAAACAUGAGCAGAAUGAAUUUUGGUGUAAAAGUUGUUUACUUGUUUCAAUUGAAUGUGUCAAUUUACGAAAGAAUGGUUUUACGAAGGAUUUACGCAGAUAUUCAUUCUACUCUUGUUUCAAUUGAAUUCGUCAAUUUACGAAAGAAUGGUUUUACGAAGGAUUUACGCAGAUAUUCAUUCUACUCGUGUUUCAAUUGAAUGUGUCAAUUUACGAAAGAAUGGUUUUACGAAGGAUUUACGCAGACAUUCAUUCUACUCUUGUUUCAAUUGAAUUCGUCAAUUUACGAAAGAAUGGUUUUACGAAGGAUUUACGCAGAUAUUCAUUCUACUCUUGUUUCAAUUGAAUUCGUCAAUUUACGAAAGAAUGGUUUUACGAAGGAUUUACGCAGAUAUUCAUUCUACUCGUGUUUCAGUUGAAUUCGUCAAUUUACGAAAGAAUGGUUUUACGAAGAAUUUACGCAGAUAUUUAUUCUACUCGUGUUUCAAUUGAAUUCGUAAAUUUACGAAAGAUUAGCUUUACGCAGACACUUGUUCUAUUCGUUUCAACUGAAUGCAUCAGUUUACAAAAGAUUGGUUUACGAAGGAUUUAAGCAGACGUUCUUUCUACUCGUGUUCCAAUUGAAAGUGUCAAUUUAUGUUAGAAUGCUUUUAAGGAGGAUUUACACCUAAAUUUAUUCAGCUCAACCAUUCUUUUGUCAGAUUUUACAACUAUUUGCACACAAAAAAAAUAAUUCUGCUCAUGUUUCGUGAAUGAGGCCCUUUGAACGCACUGUACGUCUGUACUUCAUAGCUUUGUUUUAAUUCGUGCCAAAUUAAAUAAAACAUGCACUCUGACUUAGAUCCAUUGAAGAACGAUUUUGAGCAUUAGCCAUUUUCAUUUAACCAUAAACAGCUUCUGUUUUAUGCCCCCAAAAUGAAUAGAAAGCAUGUGAAAUGUGAAAAGUAUGCACAGUUUUUGGAAAACGUCAACAGAACGAGAUUGCAGGCCUUCAGUUGCAUCUGGUUUCUGUCAUUUAUCUUGUAGAAAGAAACUUGUUGGUCUACAUAGGGGAAAAAUAAGUGUUGUGGGCAUCUGGGAAGUAGGUCAUUUCCCUCUGGGAUUAUUUUGGUGUCGCAUUCUGCAUCGGUGUAAAAACUGAGAAUCUGAACUCUGUCUAUAUAAUCUCGCAAACGGCAAUCGCUCAACAUCUCCAACUGCCAAACCAGUGCCUUGAGGCUGGAACGGUGUCAAUUUUAUUCAGCUGUUGCUCUGUAAGGAUAGCCGGGCUUGGGCUGAAGCCCCAUGGCAACAGGGCUAAUACUCUCAAAUGUCAUUCUCUCAAGCUCUGGAAGGCAGAAGCAUUGACUGUUUGAACAGUUGCAAUGUCACCCAUCUCAGAUCAACAGUCUCGCUCUAGUUGUAAGACCAUAUGAUGUCACGGACACCAUUGGCGGACGAUUAGAUUCUUGGGGUUCUUGUUUGUUUAGACUGUGGCUUUGAUGAACAACAUACACAGUGAAUCAUUAAGAGGCAGGAGUGCUGACUGAUUCCUUCAUCAUCAAGAAUAAGACAUUCUUAGCAAACAGCCUUUUGUAUUCAUUUCCCUCCUGUAUUUUCUGUUCUUUUCCCUUGUUGAGAUUUGUAUUUAUAUGUCUGACAAAAAAGCUAUGAUCUGAAACCAUUUUGGAGGUCAUUGUGUUUUUAUUAAGGUCAUAAUAAAUGAUUUAAUGACUA
Molecule: messenger RNA, 4915 nt
Organism: Myxocyprinus asiaticus (Chinese sucker)
Lineage: Eukaryota; Metazoa; Chordata; Actinopteri; Cypriniformes; Catostomidae
Product: UBA-like domain-containing protein 2
Exons: 3
Coding region: 196-729 (177 amino acids)
Molecular function (GO): nucleic acid binding; protein binding
Source: RefSeq, a predicted model, not a curated record